AUGCCAGGCUGCUCAGGGGCUGAAGGUUCUGGGCAGGCGCUGCUCCAAGUGCCAGAUGGCCCCCCGGAGUUGCCCUUCAUCGGAAACGUCCUUAGGCUCAAUGCGGGCAUCCAUGUGGCUUCACAGCAGCUGAUCUCGGAGUAUGGUUCGAUCUUCACUGUUCGCUUUCCUUCAGGCAUGGUGACCAGUGGCACAGGGGCCCUAGGCAGCGGACAGCGAACCGUGAUUCUUGCCGACCCAGAGCUGAUUGGUGACAUGUUCUCGAAAGAGGAGGACUUUGGAAAACUAACCUUCAAGCACUGCCCCGAGAUCCGCGGUCCCUUUGGGGCGAGCCUCUUCACCACGGACGAUGAUGAACCCAUCUACCAUCAAGCAGCCAGAGUUAUCCGCCCCGCUUUUGCCGAGCGCUGCUUGAGGGAUGGCUUCUUUGACAAGAUCGUGCAAUGCUCAGAGCAGCUACGCUCUGAGCUGCUCAGGACUGGUGGAGCCCUUCCGCUCGAUUUCCACGCGCUCAUGAGUCAGUAUGCCUUGGAAGUGCUUGGGCAUGCGGCCUUUGGCCUGGAGCUUGGUUGCUUUGAUGGCGGCAUUGGACAGGAUUUCUUGGAGGCGCUCCAUGGGAUCGCAGAGAUCUCCGUCCGCCAAGCUGGACAGUCCAGCUUUAACUCGGUCCAGAGGGCCUUGGCCCGGAUCACGGGUGACAGCAGGGCCAUUCCUGUGCUCAAGGCGCGCAUGGACCGAGUUGUGGCAGAAAUCGUGAGGCGAAAGACGGGGCAGAUGGCCUCUCGCGAAGCAGGAGCCGGCGAUGCAGGCCUUGGCAGCUGCCCUUUUUCAAAGAAGGCGGGUUCCAUGGCUGCGUGCCCCAUGAAGGAUGUCAUGGAGCGCAUGAUGACGGAAGCCGAUCCCAAGACUGGGGAGCAGCUGCCUGAAGACAACGUGGAGGCCCAGCUCCUCACACUGCUGGUAGCUGGUCACGAGAGCACGUCUACUGCCAUGACGAUGCUCUUCUAUCACGUCGCCAUGAAUCCACAUGUGGAGCAGAGGCUCUUGCAGGAGAUACGCUCGGUUGUGGGUGAUGGGCCUCUCAAGUAUGAGCAUCUGGCCCAGCUGAAGUAUGUCUACCAAGUCGUGAAGGAGAACUUGCGCAUCAACACGCCAUCCUCACGGUUCAUGAAGACCAGCCCGCCGGAUCGCUCGGUGAGCCUUGGCCCAUACGUCAUCCCUCCGGGCACAGACAUCGUGGUGCCUACCUGGGGUCUGCACCACAAUGCGAAGGUGUGGCCUGAGCCCGAGAAGUUCGAUCCUGACCGCUUCUCGGAGGAGAACUCCGCGAGCCGCUCCCCGUAUUCUUUCCUGCCCUUCAGCUACGGGAAGCGCGGUUGCAUGGGCGCCCAGUUCUCACUGCUGCAGCAGCGGGUCACCCUCAUCGAGACAAUCAGGAACUUCCACCUGCGUGUGGACCCAUCGACCCACGUCACCUGGUGUGAGCCUCUGAAGGGCGAGAUGAUCCCGCACGGCAUCAAGCUUCAGGUGACCGGCCGUCUUGGGCAUGAUGGCCAGGGUGCUAGCGCCGGCGUCAGCGCAGGUGCCAGCGGUGCUAAAGAAGGCACCUUAAGUGGAAAUUCGGCUGGAGCUUCCGAUGCCGGAAAGCUCCUGAUGCCAACAUGGGAUUCUGCGUGCGAAGGCCUGCUGCGUGGCAGGGACCUGCUCAUCCUUCACGGCUCCAACAUGGGCACCUGCGAAGACUUCGCGGAUCGCUUGCUCGCCACCUGUGAGGGUCUCGGUAUGAGAUGCCGGAGAGCUGCGUUGGACGACGUGGUCGGUGCUGACUUCUCUCGAGUCGGAGCUCGUGUUGAGCUUCCUAAGGAGGGCAUGGUGGCCGUGAUCUCAAGCACCUACAAUGGGAAAGCUCCUGACAAUGCUGUCCGCUUUGAGCAAUGGCUUCAGACAGCAGACGCCGCUGCUGCGAUCCCUGGUCUACACGUCGCCUGCUUCGGAUGUGGGAACAAGCAGUGGGCUGGCACCUACAUGGCGUUUCCUCGGCGCAUUGAGUCGAAUCUCUUGAAGCUGGGCGCAAAGAUGCUGACAGAAAUGGGCGAAGGAGAUGCGGACUCGGGCCAGGCAGAAUCGGCGUUUGUUUCCUGGAAGCUUGCGCUGGCUGCCUCCAUCUGCAAAGCCCAGGGCAUCCGGAUCCCGCUGGCCAUCCGGGAAUCUCUGAACCCAAGCGCUCCGAGCUUCGAGGUCGUGCUGCACCUGGGCAAGGAAGCGAGAGACAUCGAGGGCGUGGACGCAACGCAGAUCUUGGAAGACGCGCUGGCGCGGGCCAAGGGCAGCUUCUUGAAGAACUGCCGGGCGUGGGUCACGCAGGUGAGCCUGAACAGAGAGCUCCUCACGGACGAGGCGGUAGCUCAGGGGCGUUCCACCCGCCAUAUCGAGGUGGACUUGCCCGAAGGUCAUGGCUACAGAGCCGGUGACCAUCUCGGGGUAUGGGGUGCCAAUCCGGAUGAGGUGGUAGCAGCUCACAUGGACUACUUCCGUUUGCCUCAUGAUUCCGUUGUCUCUCUGUCUCUGCUCCGGCAGUCUGAUGCAUCAUGCCUGGUGCCACUGCAGCGCAAGACGGACGUCUGGAGCACGCUUGCUUACUGCUUCGAUCUGCAGCAGCCCGCAAGCAUGGCGCAGAUCGAAGUUCUCGCUCCUCUGGCUGUUUGCCCGGCAGAGAGAGCUGACUUGGAGCAACUUUCCAGCGAUGCUGGAUGUCAUGCGGCAAAGGUCCUGGCAGGCAAGCGCACGCUGUUGGAGAUUCUCACAGCUUACGGCUCCGUGAAGCUUCCGUUCGGGAAGUUCCUGGGAAUGCUGCCCGCGAUGAAGCCCAGGUUCUACUCCAUUUCAUCGUCUCCGAUCAAGUGUCCGAACAGCUUAAGCAUCACGGUGAGUGUAGUGACAGGCACUACGCCAUCCGGCAGGAAGCACAUUGGAGUCUGCUCGAACCACCUCAAAGAGCAGCCCCGAUUGCGCCCGGCAAGUGUAGGCUUGCCAGCUGAUGCUGAGCAUUACAUGCCACUGAUCCUGUUCGUGAAAGAUUCUGGCGAACUCUUCAGGUUGCCAGAGCCCAACGUGCCAGUCAUCCUGGUGGGGCCCGGCACAGGCGUCGCUCCCAUGCGCGGCUUCCUACAAGAGCGUGCUGCGCAGGGGGCCAGAGAAAACAUCUUGUUCUUUGGCUGCCGUGACCGGCACGAGUUCCUUUACCAGAGUGAAUUGGAGGAGUUGCAAGCUUCCGGAUACCUGAAGCUGUUUGUUGCGCUUUCCAGGGAGCCUUCGGUACCCAAGACGUACGUUCAGAACCUCAUCGAGCAAGAAAGCGAUCUGGUAGUUGAUUUCUUGCAGCGAGGCGCACGCAUCUACGUGUGUGGGGACGCCUCCAGGAUGGCGCCAGAGGUUCGCGCCACAUUCCAGCGUGUUGCAGAGAAGAUCGGAUUGGGCGACUCCUUUGUGGCAUCGAUGGUGAAGCAAGGCCGCUACUGCGAAGACGUCUGGGCCUGA
This is a messenger RNA of Symbiodinium natans, 3537 nucleotides long. Lineage: Eukaryota; Dinophyceae; Suessiales; Symbiodiniaceae. The record is from the annotation of a GenBank genome assembly.